Messenger RNA from Suillus subaureus, 2017 nucleotides. Its product is annotated as cytochrome P450. Gene Ontology annotation, molecular function: heme binding; oxidoreductase activity, acting on paired donors, with incorporation or reduction of molecular oxygen; iron ion binding. The record is from RefSeq and is a predicted model, not a curated record. NCBI's taxonomy places the organism in Eukaryota, Fungi, Basidiomycota, Agaricomycetes, Boletales, Suillaceae. Bases 201 to 1718 code for a protein of 505 amino acids. The transcript has 12 exons.
GUGCAGGUCAGCGCAUAUCUGGCAUCGAUGUUGCUUCCACUGAGAUCGAUUCUCUUUAUCCCAGACAAAACAAUAUGAAGCCUAUGCAAAGUUCGGGUAUAUAUAACAUGGUCAACCGAAAGGACUCCCCUCAUCUGAUCCUCCACUCGCAAGUACUAGACAACCCCGCUCUUUAGUUGCUCGUCCUCUCCCAGUAGACCAUGUUGACACUCACCAACGUCACUUGGCUCGACAUACUAUGCAUUUCUUGUGCCGGAGUCUAUUUUGUAAUGCGGGUUUUCAACAAGAAGAAUCCUGCAUCAUAUCCGCCUGGUCCCCCGGGGUGGCCUCUCAUCGGGAACAUCCUGGACAUGCCUCACACCAAGCCCUGGCUCACAUUCGCUAUGUGGGGCAAGAAGUAUGGUAACAUCUCACAUAUCGAGAUUAUGGGUCAACACAUCGUGGUGCUGAACUCUGUCAAGGCUGCGAUGGACAUGCUGGACAAGAAGAGCACCCUGUACUCUGAUCGUCCUAUCUUUCCUGUUGGUGGCGAACUUGUUGGCUGGAAGCACAGCAUGGGUCUUCUCCCCGACGGUGACCGCUUUCGCCGGUACCGCAGGAACCUCCACCGCGUGAUUGGCACCCGCGCCGCAGUAGGCACAUAUAACCAGAUCGAAGAGGUUGAAACUCGCCGAUUCCUUAAGCGUGUGCUCACGAAACCCGGUCAACUACAGACACACGUCCGACACACCGCCGGUGCCAUCAUUCUGCACAUCUCUCAUGGUUAUGAAGUGACAGAGAACGAUGAUCCUUUCGUUGACCUUGCAGAUCGCGCUGUAGAUCAAUUCUCGCGUUCCACUGUUCCCGGUGCCUUUGUGGCUGAUUUUAUGCCAUUUUUGGUCAAUGUCCCCGAGUGGUUCCCUGGUGCUGGUUUCAAGCGCCUAGCCCGUGAAUGGCACGAGACCGUCGAAGAGAUGAUUUCUGCACCGCACAAGUUCGUCAAGGAUCAGAUGGCAGCUGGCAUUGCCCGGGAGUCUUUUACCUCGAAGCUGUUAGGAGACCACGAUCACGUUGCGAAAUGGUCUGCUGGAUCUCUAUACGCCGGCGGCGCCGACACGACUGUUUCUUCAAUCUACUCGCUCUUCCUGGCCAUGACACUUUUCAGUGAUGUACAGAAGAAGGUCCAGGCAGAAAUAGAUGCUGUUGUUGGUCCUGAUCGUCUUCCCUCCUUCGCCGACCGAGAUUCUCUUCCCUACACUGAGGCGCUUGCCAAAGAGGUACUACGUUGGAAUGUUGUCGCUCCUACCGGCGUCCCCCACCGUGUCACUGAGGACGACAUCCAUGACGGGUAUUUCAUCCCAAAAGGUUCUUUGAUAAUACCUAACAUUUGGUUCAUGCUCAAUAACCCGCAGACAUACGCUAAUCCCUCGCAAUUCAACCCUGAACGCUUUUUGUCUAUUGACGGAAAGAAGCCUGAGACGGACCCCCGGACAGUCUGCUUUGGCUUUGGAAGACGUAUCUGUCCAGGUCUCCACCUCGCUGAAGCCUCCGUCUGGAUAUCCACCGCGAUGUCACUGGCCGUAUUCGAUAUCUCCAAAGUCGUCGAGGACGGUGUUGAGAUUACCCCUGAGGUUGAUCCUUCAUCAGGCACGAUCAGCCAUCCGAAGCCCUUCAAGUGUUCUAUUAGGCCUCGCUCUGCGAGAGCCGUCGCGCUCAUUGAGCAGGAUGUUAACUACUAAGCGUUCGAAGACGAAACCCACACAUGAAGAUGAUUGGAGUGCCACAUCCCAUUAUCGUACAUGUACAUACAUUGCUUCAUCUUGUAAGAAUAAUUUACUACAGUGAUUCAACCUCCUUCCAAAUGAUCUCGAUCAGGCGCUAGUGCACCACUCUGGGAUAUUUGAUACUUUGUCUGUCUGUAAGCACGCUCACUUACUAGAGUUCCCAUAAUCUACAUAAAUACUGUCUACGAUACUGAAACACAAGCUUUCAGUAUCGCUGCCUUUUGCGUAACACUUCAGGGACGACAGUCUUAGCU